Messenger RNA from Cucumis sativus (cucumber), 3542 nucleotides. Its product is annotated as heat shock 70 kDa protein 16. The coding region runs from base 492 to 2780 and encodes 762 amino acids. NCBI's taxonomy places the organism in Eukaryota, Viridiplantae, Streptophyta, Magnoliopsida, Cucurbitales, Cucurbitaceae. The transcript is spliced from 10 exons. Gene Ontology annotation, molecular function: ATP-dependent protein folding chaperone; ATP binding. The record is from RefSeq and is a predicted model, not a curated record. Gene Ontology annotation, cellular component: cytosol; nucleus. Gene Ontology annotation, biological process: protein folding.
AAAAAUAACAAGCAUGAAAUGAAAUGUCAAUCAAUGACUCGUUUGUGAUUGCAAAGAAAAUGGUGCUAUUAGGUGAAAAGAAGUCCUUUUCAAAAUUAAAGGAAAAAGAAAAAAAUGCGACAAGGCAAAUCUCGAAGCCUCGCCUUUGUAUCGAUAUAUAAUUUCCCCGAAAUCGUCGCCCAUCCAAUGGAAUGUGAAACAGAAGACUCCCCUCUUCCCUCCCUAGAUUCCCCCCUCCCUCCUCCCCCGACGAAAACUUCUCUCUCUCUUUCUCUCAUACCUUUUCCAUCUCCGGUGCUGUUUCCGGCUGCCGUUACCUUCUGACUGGCUGUCCUCAGUUAUGUUAGGUGGCCAUGGUUUCUGAAGCAUUAUUUUGAAGAACUUUUAGUCCAGAAAUAGGUCAUGAAUUUUUCUGGCUAAUGAUUGGGUUGACAGUUAAUUAUUUCAGUUUGUUUUUUUUCUCCGAAAGCUAGUUAACCAGGCAAGCAGAGAUGAGUGUAGUAGGUUUCGAUAUUGGAAAUGAGAAUUGUGUUAUUGCUGUGUCGAGACAACGCGGUAUCGAUGUUCUUCUGAAUGAGGAAUCACAACGAGAGACCCCUGCAGUGAUAUACUUUGGGGAAAAGCAGCGGUUUUUGGGUUCUGCAGGUGCUGCUUCUGCAACAAUGAACCCAAGAUCCACAAUAUCUCAGGUAAAGAGAUUGAUUGGACGUAACUUCAGUGAGCCAGAUGUUCAAAUUGAGCUCAAAAUGUUUCCUUUCAAAACAUCUGAAGCCCUUGAUGGCAGCAUUUUGGUUCAUGUGAAAUACUUGGGGGAGACUCAUACAUUUACUCCAGUUCAGAUCAUGGGAAUGCUCCUUGCACAUCUGAAAGAUGUAGCUGAAAAAAAUUUGGGAGCACCAUUUUCAGAUUGUGUUAUUGGUAUUCCAUCGUAUUUUACAGAUUUGCAGAGACGUUUAUAUUGGAGUGCUGCCGUUAUUGCUGGUUUAAAGCCUUUGAGACUCAUGCAUGACUGUACUGCAACUGCACUUAGCUAUGGAAUUUAUAAAACAGAUUUCUCAAAUACAGGUCCAAUAUAUGUUGCAUUUGUUGAUAUUGGUCAUUGUGAUACCCAGGUCUCUAUUGUAUCAUUUGAACCUGGACAUAUGAGGAUCAUGUCACAAACCUACGAUAGAGAUUUAGGAGGUAGAGACUUUGAUGAGGUUCUAUUCAGCCACUUUGUAGCAGAAUUUAAGAAGAAUUAUGAUAUUGAUGUAAAUUCAAAUGUCAAGGCUUCUAUCAGAUUGCGGGCAGCUUGUGAGAAGCUAAAGAAGGUUUUGAGUGCAAAUUUGGAGGCAGUUCUUAAUAUUGAAUGCCUGAUGGACGAGAAAGACGUUAAGGGGUUUAUCAAAAGAGAAGAAUUUGAAAAGCUUGCUUCUGGGUUACUGGAGAAGAUUAGCAUUCCCUGUACUAGAGGCUUAGCUGAUGCAGGAUUGGCUGUAGAAAACAUCCAUUCUGUUGAGCUUGUUGGAUCAGGGUCAAGGAUCCCUGCGAUAUCAAGGUUAUUGACUUCUGUAUUUAAAAAAGAACCCAGUCGCAAACUCAAUGCUAGUGAAUGUGUAGCUCGUGGUUGUGCUCUACAGUGUGCCAUGCUUAGCCCAGUUUUCCGGGUCAGAGAAUAUGAGGUUCAAGAUUCAUUUCCCUUCUCAAUUGGCUUCCAAUCAGAUGCAGGCCCAAUUAGUUUAGGAUUAAAUAAUGUACUAUUUCCCAAAGGCCAGCACAUUCCAAGUACUAAAAUUCUAUCAUUCCAGCGCAACAGUUUAUUCCACUUGGAAGCAGUCUAUAGUAACCCGGAUGAACUGCCUCCUCACAUGUCUUCAAAAAUUGGUUGCUUUACCAUUGGUCCUUUCCAAGGUUCAAACAACUCGAAUUCAAGGGUUAAAGUCAGAGUUCAAUUAAAUAUGAACGGCAUCAUUACUGUUGAAUCAGCUACAUUGGUAGAGGAUACUAUAGAUCAACAAAUGCCAAGGAGAGAUGCUACUUACUCGAACACAGAGAAAAUGGAGACCGAGUUUGUUGAUUCUUCUCAUUCAGAGUCUGAUGUUUCAAGAAAAGCUAGGGGCACAAGGAGGAUUGACAUACCAGUUAGUGAACAUAUAUAUGGUGGAAUGACCAAGGCUGAGCUCUUAGAAGCCCAAGGAAGAGAACUCCAACUGGCCCAACAGGAUAAAAAUAUGGAACAGGCCAAAAAUAAGAAGAAUGCUUUGGAGUCUUAUGUCUAUGAGAUGAGGAAUAAGCUUUUCAACACAUAUCGGAGUUUCGCUAGUGAUCAAGAGCGAGAAGGCAUCUCCUCAAGCCUCCAGCAAACAGAGGAGUGGCUUUAUGAGGAUGGAGACGAUGAGACAGAGAGUGCUUAUUCCUCUAAGUUAGACGGUCUUAAGAAGUUGGUGGAUCCUAUAAUUAACCGAUACGAAGAUGAAGAAGCUAGAGCACAAGCUAAAGCACAUCUGUUAAAGCGUAUUUCUGAUUACAGAAACUCUGGGGAUUCACUUUCACCUCAAGUUCGAGCAUUGAUCUUUGAAGAGUGCGAUAAAGUAGAGCAGUGGUUAACAGAGAAAAACCAACAACAAGAGUUGUUAGCAAAAAACACCGACCCUUUACUAUGGUCAAGUGAGAUCAGAACUCAGGAAGAGGAUUUCGACAAGACAUGCCAGAGGAUCUUGGGACCUGUGUCUUCCCAUACAAAUUCAGGAGACUCCAAGGAAACAAACCAUCACAAUUCUUCUGAUAACCACCAUUCUUGAAAGGCAGCAUUGUUUCUUCUUAAGAUUAAUCAAAGAUUUUGAUUAUUAUUCUCUGACAGAAGUGAAUGAUAUCUCCUGCCACUGUUUUAAGCGUCCAGAAUGAAGAGUAGUACAACUGCAGGUCAUGACAGAUAACCAAUCAGCUCGUGUUUUUAUUUCCUCUUCUUCUUUUCGUUUGUCUUUUUUCUUUUUUCUUUGUUGGGGGCGGGUUUCACAUUCACUUAAAACCCUUCAUGAGUGUUGUAUCAUUCCAGUGAGGGCUGUCUUCAGUUUUGCAACCAUUUGAUUGACGGCAACCCUUAUUGAAUUAUUGCCUUUCUAUUCUUUGUCUGUUGUCAGAUAUUGAUUUUGUGAAUCCUCAUCAUACCUGACACAUAUGUACACAUUCCAUGGUUAUCAUGAGCCACAAAGGAAAAAGAGAUGAUUUUAGCUUCAUCAAGACAUUGACGUUUGAUCCACUGCUCAAGACAUGCAUUUCCCUCGGAUUAAAAAGAAUCUAUAUUUGGUAUGUGAGCAAGUCCUGCAUUAGUUUCUAAACCUGUGAGCAUUUUUUGUAGGACAUUGAACAUGAAAUGUGAGCUGUAAUAUAGAUUUUCUAAUUGCAUGUAUGUGUUCCUGUUGAUGUCAAUUUUAGAUUUUCCGGUUGCACGUAUGUUUUCCUAUCAAUGUCAAUUCAAGCGCAGUCUAGUGUAUAAAAUACCAAGGGGAAUUGGAUGUAAUAGAAUUGUAUUAAUGUGGUUGAGGUGUAUGUUCCAUUUCAAA